CUUAGAUCUUCAGUCCCCUGACGCUAACGUCACACACGUUGCCGGCAAGGAACACCUCAAUGGCAUCAAAGUUUCAAGGAUGGGGACGCUAUGAAAGCGUCUUUCUUCGAACCGAGUAAGCCUGUCGUAACUGGCGACGGAUGCAAUCUCUUCGUGAUGGAUGGGGGCAGGGUACUGUGUUGGAUUACGCUCGACUCGCCCUGUAGCAGCGGGCUCACAGUGACAUCAAUAGCGAGAUUUAAUGGUAUAUUCGCCGGUGCUAUCGACCUCCAUGACAACGGGUCCACUCUGAGCCUAUACGUGGGCAUGUACUCGGGGGAGAUAUUAAGGAUGGAGUUGAAUAGAAGCGCUUUGCACGUCUGUAAACAGUCUCUUGACUAUGGUCAGUCGAAUGCAACCGUGUCCCAGUCCGCUCCUCCUUCGAGCGCACCGAGCAGUUCGCCGUUCGAAUCUUUGGCGACCUCGCCAUCGAGCUCGUCGGCGAAGUUGAGCCCAACUGCAUCCGACCCGGCUCGUCCUUCAAGCGCGCCAAGCAGCGUGCCUUCCGUAUCAAUGACACCCUUGCCAACGAGCUCUGCAGCGACCUCCGAGAAGCAGGCACCAGAUAGUACGCGUCGAGACACCAGCUCAAAGUCGAACAGUGCUGUCAUCGCUAUCGUCGUUCCCAUUACAACCUCUGUCGCGAUCCUGCCCGCGGUCGGUGCACUUGUGUUAUUUCGGCGAUCUCGAAGGCGGCGGCAAGAUGUCCCAGCACCGUCGUCGUCAGCGGCGAAGCACUCCCUCCUCUCUGGAACAACCAUCCGUGAUGCUUCUCCUCACCGUGGCGCACUUCAGCCUGCCUCCCUUCAAGAAUUUUCCUUGGAGCCACUGGCCCACUGCACAAACAACUUCGACCAACGCUACCGAGUCGGUGAGAAGGGAGCGUUCGGGGAGGUGUUUUGGGGAUCGAUCGCAGACAGGCAGGUUGCCAUCAAGGUGAUGAUCGGAGAGCUCACGCCGGAGAAGCGGCAGCAAUUCGUGGCAGAGUCGCACGCUCGGUUGCAUAACAGGGGCGGAAUACCGGGGAAGAAUCCGCUUCCGCCGCUGACGCUGGGAGAGCGCGUUUCUAUCGCGUAUCAGAUGGGGAGCGGGUUGAGCUACCUUCAUCAUGGCGCUAAUCCUCCGGUCAUUCAUCGGGAUAUCAAAAGUCGGAACGUCCUCCUGACUGACGGAUCCGGGGAGAAUCUCCACGCCGUCCUUGCGGAUUUCGGAUUGGCUGCUAUUGGGCAGAACAUCUUCAAGACGACGCGGAAGAGCUUCGUGGAGACAUCGCACAUCGCCGGCACGCACGGUUACAUCGCACCGGAGUACUUCCUAUCGGGUAGAUUGACGGUGAAGAACGACGUGUACGCGUUCGGGGUGAUCGCUCUAGAGUUGCUGAGCGGAAGGAGGGCGGCGACACCGCAAGAUCCCUCCUCAGGCGGCGGGUGGUUGACGAUCGUUGGUUGGGCCAAUGACCUUGCACAGCGUGCGGACUGCGAUCUCCCAUGGGCAAUUUUGGAUGAUAAUAUGCGGGGUGAGGUGGAGAGUAGCUCGAAGAGCAAAUAUCAAGCGCAAGAGCUAACCUUCAUCGAGGCCGAUAGGGUGACCAACACUCUCGUUCUCAAAAUGAAGUGUGGACAGACGUAUCGCGUACCUCUCAUAGGUACCACGACGACACCACGCCCUGAUCCUCCUCCCCCAGAGCCUUCAGUGCCCACACCAUCUCCCUCUAUCACUGUCACCUCACCUCGGCAGUUCGCUCACUUCAUUCGACAGGAUGACGUCACCUUCUUUAUGGUGGACGUGACGAAUCUCUUACACUAUGAUCCACCCUGUCCCGACGCCGAGCUCAUCCCUCUGUGCCCAGAUCCCCCCUCUAUCUCCAUGGCUCCCAUCUCUACUUCCGUCCCUCCGCCGUCCGUGGAGUCCACCCCGCCGUCGCGCGCUGACGCUGACGUUGAGGAACUCGCACGAUAUAUGGUUGACUUGGAGCCUGUAGUUCGUGACCUCAUCCGAGAGUACCACGACGUUUUCCCAUCGUCGUUCUCGUACGCCGGCAUCCCACCGAUGCGUGACGUCGAGCACUCCAUUCAGCUCGUGCCUGACUAUUGUGUUCACCACCAUGCACCCUACAGACUCUCGAUCCCCGAGGACACCGAACUCAAGCGUCAGCUUGAGGAGUUCCUGAGACUGGGUUUCAUUAAACCCAGCAACUCCCCGUGGGGUGCACCCGUCCUCUUUGCUCGCAAAGCGGAUGGAACUCUUCGUCUCUGCAUCGACUACCGCGACCUUAACCGCUACACGGUUAAGAACAUCUACCCCAUGCCUUGUUCCGAUGAGCUGUUCGACCGCCUAGCAGGCAACCGGUUCUUUACGAAGAUUGAUCUUCGUAUCGGUUACCAUCAGAUCCGCGUUGCUGCAACCGACCAGCCGAAGACCGCGUUCCGCUCGCGAUUCGGCCACUACGAGUUCACGGUGAUGCCAUUCGGCCUCACCAACGCACCUGCUAUCUUCCAGAGGGCGAUGAACGACAUCUUCAGGGACAUCCUGGAGCAGUACGUUCUCGUUUACCUCGACGAUAUCCUGGUCUAUAGUCGUCCCCUUGAGGAGCACCUCAGACACCUUCGCGACGUCCUUGACCGCUUGCGCAGACAUGACUUCUACGCCAAGCUUAGCAAGUGCCGCUUUGCCCAGCACAAAGUGGAUUUCUUAGGACACUACGUGUCUGACCAGAGUCUCCACAUGGACGACGCGAAGAUCACUGCUAUUGCGGAGUGGCCCGCUCCCACAUCCGCCAAGCAGCUUCGCAGCUUCCUAGGCCUGACCAGCUACUAUAGUAACUUCAUCCUGGGAUACGCUAGGUAUUCCUACGUCCUUACCUCCUCCCUCCUCCGGAAGAACCCACCCUGGGCUUGGACACCCCUCCACGAGGACGCCUUCCGCGCCCUCAAGAACGCGGUGACAUGCGCACUGGUUCUUCACCUACCCGAUUUUGACCGCCCUUUUAUCCUUACCACCGACGCGUCAGACUUCGUUGUAGGAGCAGUGCUUUCUCAGGCCUUCCCUUCAUCUCCUGAUUCCUCUCAUCCUCGUAUCCCUCGCUUCCCACCACCUACCCCUACCACUGGUUCCCGACUGACGCCUACUCGUCCAGCUACUGACGAACCUUCUAUUGACUAUUCUCCUACCAUCACCGAGGACGGCACUGUCGAGUCUCGCUGAGGUGAUUGUCCGAUAACCUUCUACUCCCGUCAGCUCCUGCCCGCCGACAUAAACUACACUACUUAUGAACGUGAGGUUCUCGCAGUAGUUUAUGCCGCUCGGCAUUGGCGUCACUGCCUGCACGGGGCACCAUUCACGGUGCGCACGGACAACUCUGUUGUCCAGGCUUUUCUGACAAAGCCGAAGCUCACUCCUCGACAGGCUCGCUGGUGGCGCGACCUAUCCGAGUUUAGUUUCACCACUGAGCACAUCAAGGGUGAGACUAACCGGGUCGCAGAUGCCCUAUCCCGGCGCCCUGACCACGA
Molecule: messenger RNA, 3548 nt
Organism: Chara braunii
Lineage: Eukaryota; Viridiplantae; Streptophyta; Charophyceae; Charales; Characeae
Source: the annotation of a GenBank genome assembly